Molecule: messenger RNA, 2247 nt
Organism: Micropterus salmoides (largemouth bass)
Lineage: Eukaryota; Metazoa; Chordata; Actinopteri; Centrarchiformes; Centrarchidae
Product: coiled-coil domain-containing protein 177
Exons: 1
Coding region: 282-2003 (573 amino acids)
Source: RefSeq, a predicted model, not a curated record
CUCACUAAUAGCCUAAUGUUAAAUUAGCCUAUAAAGCCUAUUUGGCUAAGACAUGAGGUCUUUUAUUUAAUGUUUUCUCCCAUUAGUGUAAAUAAAGCUGUCUUUAAAUGUCUAGAGGAAACAUGUCAAGCCUCAGCAGCUGAGGUAGAGACAGUGACUGUCGCCUGGAAAGCCGCAGCUAAUCCCCCCAUGACCUCUCCGUGCCGGGAAGCUGAAAGACAGUGGAGGAACAUGGGAGCAGAAGCAGUACUGACCCCAGGUAACUAAACUGUUGUUUUAUCAUGGGGGAGCUGACGUCCACCUCUCCUGGGCCCUGCUUGGACCUGAACAACUUUGACUCGGCCAGAGCGCAGAGGAGUCCGUAUGUUUUAACGAGCCCCCGCUCACUGGAGUCCUGUGCACGGCUCGGUGUCAAACCUGUUGAACUUCUGAUUAAAUCGUUAAACGAGGUGAUAGCUGAACAGAAUGACGUGCCCUUUGAAGCAAUGAGAGUUAUGCAUGAUUCCUACGAAAAAGAGAGAAUGAAGCGUUUACAAAUGUGCCGUGUGGAGAGGGAGAGGAUUAUCCAGGCGGCUGGGGACAGGUGGCCAGGCAGUGAUAAAGUGUCAGACCUGGAAGUGGUGCCUGACAAGAAACUGAAGGGUCACUCAACGGACGGACAGACAACCAGGUCCAUGCCAUAUGCAGAUCUGUGCUUGAAAGGGAAAUCUGUGAGCAGGUCUUCCUGUUCGGUUGUUGGUAACAGACACCCGGACAGGAGCACGGUCUGCAGCUUCAGUCUGGGAGACCUCAGAUACUCCCCAGCCACUGAGAUGAAACUGGAGAAGCUCACCAAGGACAUAAAAAAGGAGAUGUGUGUCACAGUGUCGGAGAGAGACCGCAAGAUAGCAGCUCUCAUGCUGGUGAAGCACGAGAAAGAGCAGGCUUGCCUGAAGCUCUGUCAGCAAGAGAAACAGGAGCGACAGGAGGCCCGCAGGCUGGAGGAGGCGCAGCGGGCUCAGGCAGAGAAAAGGAGGAGGAAGAAGCUGAAGCAGAGUAUGCAACGUUGGCAUGAGGAGCUGGAGGCCCGCAGGAGGCUGAGGGAGCGACAGGAGAAAGAAAAAGCGGGACAACUUGAGCAGGAGGUGCAGCUGCAAGAAGACCGCUGGAGGAGGCUCAAAGAGGAAGUGGAGGCACAAUGCAGAGAAAAGAUAGAGGCUGCACAGAAAGAGGCAGAGGGGCGCAAACGCUACCAGGAGAAGCUGCUGAGAGAGAAGGAGGAGCUGGAAAUGAGUGAGCGAGAGAGGGAGAGACAGGUAGCAGCGGAGAGGGAGCAGAAGGCCAGGAGGAGCAAGGAGUUGCAGAAGAAGAAGGAGAGGAAGAAGCUGCAGGAGGAAAAUCGUAGAGAGCUGCUACGGCACAAACUGCUGAAACAGCAGGCAGAGCAGCAGGGGGAGGAAGAGGAGGCCCAGAUGAGGAGCAGGCAUGAGAGGAAGCUGCGACUCUCCUGCGAGAAACAUGCCCAGGCCACCGAGGCACGGCUGAGGGAGCUGCAGGAGCGGGCGGCGCGGGAGGAGGAGCAGAUUCAGAGAGCGCGGCUGAGGGCCGAGCUGCAGAGCGUCCAGGAGCUCAUGCACAAAAAGACCCUGCUCCAGCAGAGCCAGCAUCGCACGGAGAGAGCCGCCCAGCAUGCCUCGGCACAGCAAAGGGCCAGAGCUCAGCAGACACAUCAGCACAACAAACACAGGGAGCUCCGCCACCAGAGGCUGAGAGAGCAGGUGCAAAGGGAGGAGGAGGCAACAAGGAAGGUCAGGGAGAGCUGCAUCUCCAUGAAGGAGUGGAGGAGGGAGAAGCUGCGGAGACAGCGAGAGCAGAUACAGGAGGAGGCGCACAGGCUCACUCUGGCCUCCUUCCACAUGAGGGAGAGAGUUAGAAAGCAGACGCACAGUCGAACCUUUGAUCAGAUGGCUCUGGAUGCUCAGCUGAUUGCCUCCAUGAGCCACAUGAAACUAGGAGAGAAAUGAUAAACUCCCAUCCUGGCUUCAGAAUGACUCCCCACAGCCACACCUCUUCUCAUAGGCUUCAGUACAGUUCAGGCAUUAAUAGCUGCACUCAUCCAGAGCUGCUUAGAGCCGGAGCUGCAGAAGAAUAAGGGAAUUCAGAGUUCUCUUAACAACACAGAAAAACAUCGCUCUUAUUGGCAAUCUAGGAAUGCAGCAAGGAAGAACCACACAAGUAUGUACAUGUGAAUGUUGGGGCCCAGAGCUG